Drosophila ananassae is the source of this 1867-nucleotide messenger RNA. RefSeq lists its product as uncharacterized. Lineage: Eukaryota; Metazoa; Arthropoda; Insecta; Diptera; Drosophilidae. The transcript has a single exon. The coding region runs from base 313 to 1263 and encodes 316 amino acids. The record is from RefSeq and is a predicted model, not a curated record.
ACAGGCGAAUAUCCUUCGGCCAGCCGAAGUGUGAGCCGAACCAUUCAAAUGUCCUCGUGGGGGCGAAGGUUAGAGGCGAAGCUGCCACGGCAUUGAGGACCUGUAUAAAAGCGGGUGCCCAUCGCCUGCCAGAGGCAGUCUUCAGUCAGACUUCGACGUGUCGCGUUGGCCAGCAUCCAGUUCCUCUAAAAACAGUUCUUUCCAAAUAAGAAACUCGCCUCUUACCAAAGAACUGAUUUGACCAAAAAUCCAAGUGUCUAAGUGCCAAAAAGUGAACUUAAAAAUUUCAAAAAAAUCCCAAAAACAUUUAAAAUGGAUACACUCUCACCAAACAACUGCUCCAAGUCGAGCUCCAGCGGCAGUUCGGCGGCCAGUUCCUCAAUGGAUCUGGGCAAGCAGCAGCAGAAGGAGCUGCACCAUCACCUCCAUCCCAGGAGUGGACCCAAAAAAUUGUCGCGCUCCCGAAGCCUGCUGCAGCUGCUCAGCAAGCACCUGGGAAGGCACUUCCACCAUCAGCACCAUUUGAACGAAACUGUCUACAGCAGCCAGGACGACAUUCGCAGCAGCUCCACAGACUCCUUCAGCCUGAGCUACGAACGCGGCAGCCACGAGUGUCCCAUCAACGGAUCCAGCUUGGACUUGGAGCACACCUCCAGGACCUCGAGUGCCUCGGCCUGUUCACGUUACUCGCCUGGCCUGGACUUUUACGAUCAACAGGGCCACAUCUAUGUGGAUGCAGUCUACCGACCAGGCAGUGCCAUGGAGCAAAUGCAUCCGCAGCUGCAGUUCGAGGAGGACAGCAGCGAGGGCAGCUGCAACGAGGGCGAGGACGAGGGCACCGACGAAAAUGAGAACGAGAACAACAAGCCCCGAUCCGCAUCAGCUGCCUCAGCCACCGGCUCGGCCAAGUCCUCUGGCCUCCACCUCAGCCGGAUCUCCAUCUCGUCGUCGGUGAGCCGGAUGCUGCAGCACUUCUCCAGUCCCACGGGAAACUCCUCCCUGCGGUCGCUGUCCUGCAGCAGCACUCCGCUCCGACAGCCCAAGAAGUCCCUGUCGCCGCACAACUCCAACAGCAGCAGCAGUAGCAGCCACUCCAGCAGCUCCAAGUCGUGCGGCGCCCCAGCCACCAAGAAGGAGAAGAAACAGCAGAGCAUCCUGCGGCCACCAGUCCAGUACGUCUACAUGAAGGGCAUGUCGGGCCUCUAUUCCCGGGUGCCCAGUUACGCGGUCUGCUAUCCCUACACCCUCCAGCAUAUGUAUUAGACAUCCAACGUAGAGUAAUUAGAAUUUAAGGGUUAACAAGGGUAAAUCGGGGAAAGCUGCAAGCUGGUUGGGGGUCUUGAGAAUAUAAAUUUAGGAUUUCCUAGUGAUGUACGAGUAGUGCCUGACAAAAAAUUGAGAUCUGAAUAGCGGAAAUGGUCGAAUGGGAAGAGAGAAUAAUAUAUAUACAGCGAACAUAUUUUAUAAAUGUGUCACAGCUGAGUUCGCAAAAAAAAAACAAAAUAACGAAGCGAACUGGGCCCAAUAAGUGUACCUAAAAAAUACUACGCCCCGGAAAUCAAAUACCUAUAUAUCCACACCUGUAUGUGCUACGAUAUAAACCAUAGAUGAUAUAAUUGUCUUUGGAUACUUUAGGGACUUUCAGUUUACACAGGAUAAAUAAAAUUUAGCUUCAAUGUAAAUCAAAAUGUUAUAUAGAGGCCCCAACAUAUCUUUGGAAAGUAAUCCUUGAAAAACGAAAAAAAACACAGACAAAAACUCAAUUUUGAGAACCUUAGUUGAGGAAAAAACAAGUUUAAACUAUGUUUUGAAGAGAAAACAAUUUUUGCACUUUUAAGCUAGUUUCAAAUAUACUUUGCACUAAUUU